CUCGAGUAGACAACAUGAUAUAUGCUAAUUGUUAUUAACAUAAGUCGUCAAGCAAGCCCCCAACUACCUGAGCUUAUCUUGCAUAAACACACGUACUUCAAGCGCCACUAGCCUGGGUCUUCACGCAGUGAAUGAGAAAUGCACAACGAGAGUCUCACUAUGACCUGAUAGACCUCCUACGGGUCGUCAUCGUCACGUAUCACGUCGGAGAUAGGAAAUUCGAAAGAGUUUUCAAAGAAAACUCUCGCGCAGAAAAUUAUGAACAUGUUACGAACAAAACUGCAGCUGCCGUCAAACUCGACGAUCACGUUGAAGCAGCGGCGCAGCGGUUAUCCCGACACAUUCAUUGAUUUGGAUGAUGAGUACAUAAAUGACUUCUUAUUUGACCGCCGAUUCAUUCCAGAGGGUGAUUUCGAUGCAUUCAGCGUGCAUGCAAGAAUCGUGAAGUCGGUUGAUGUGAAGCAACCUCCUGCGACAAAUGGAGCCGCGUCUUCCACCCGUGUGGUGGACGCUUUACAAGCUUCAGAGAUGAGUGUGACUGGGAAUAAACGUAAAGCCACGAACAACCAUCCUCUGAUAAACGGUAACGAGACUGCGGCACCUGAGCUAACGAUUAAGAAACGGAAGACGGAUCAACACGCAGCUAUAGUUGAUGCUCGGGGGAAGAAGGUUGUUGAUGAGCGUGCGGUAACCUUUGUGGCAAAACCAGGCACUCGCGAUCGUUCGAGAGAAAUUGCCAGCACUAGCACUGGUGCCGUGUAG
Suillus subalutaceus is the source of this 762-nucleotide messenger RNA. RefSeq lists its product as uncharacterized. Lineage: Eukaryota; Fungi; Basidiomycota; Agaricomycetes; Boletales; Suillaceae. The transcript is spliced from 6 exons. The coding region runs from base 259 to 762 and encodes 167 amino acids. The record is from RefSeq and is a predicted model, not a curated record.